Messenger RNA from Penicillium nucicola, 981 nucleotides. RefSeq names its product NmrA-like family domain-containing oxidoreductase himF. Lineage: Eukaryota; Fungi; Ascomycota; Eurotiomycetes; Eurotiales; Aspergillaceae. The record is from RefSeq and is a predicted model, not a curated record. The transcript is spliced from 5 exons. The coding region runs from base 1 to 981 and encodes 326 amino acids.
AUGGCCGAGGCAACAAGAACCGUUGCUGUGAUUGGAGCUACUGGUACCCAGGGCGGCUCGGUAGCACGCUCUUUGCUCCAAAAUACCGAUUUUCAAGUGCUAUGUAUUACUCGUGAUAUCUCGACGUCCAAGGCGAAAGAACUCAAGGCACUUGGUGCCAAAAUCACCCAAGCCGAUACGACCAGCCAUAAAGACCUAGAAGUUACCCUUUCUGGGUGCUGGGGUGUCUAUAUCAACUACACUGUUUUUGGUAUGGAGCCAGAGGUUUCCGAGAACUUGGGCAAGACGAUUUUAUCGAGUGCAGCGGCCGCCAAUGUCAAACAUGUUGUCUUCAGCUCUGAUCCGAAUACCGAUCAAUUAACCGGGGGCCGGGUAACUCUCAGUGCCAUGAGUGUGAAAGCUAGAGCCGAGAAGUGGGCACUCGACAAUCUUCAUUUCGAGACAUUUACACCAAUCUCAGCCGGGUGGUAUCUUGAGAACUUCAUGUCUCCCGAACUGGAGGAAUUCCAUGGUGGUUUUCCCACUAAAAAAGACGAUGAUGGCUACUUAACACUCCGACUCCCAUAUUGGGGUGGGAAAGAACAGGUGCCAUGGAUUAGUAUGAAAGAUGACUAUGGAGACCUUGUUCACGGGAUCUUCCUGAAUCCUUUAAGAUGGAACCUUCGUCUCGUUCAGGCUGUUGCGGAUCCAAUGCCCUUUGAGGACUUGGUUAGGAUAUUCUCACAAGUGACUGAAAAGAAGGCCCGAUUUACCGCAUUCCAAAGCCCCGCGGAAAUGGGAGGAGACUUGAUGGAGGGUCCUGCCAGUAUGUUCGUCUAUACUCAGUUAAGAGAUGGGGAGUAUUACGGAAAUGGGCCAACAGAAAACCACUCUGCUGCUCAGCUUAAAAAUUCCGUGUACCAGUCGAAGGGUGGGAAGGGUCGUCAAACUUUGAUGACUGUUCGAGAAUGGUUCGAGAGAGAAUUUCCGAUUGGGGCUUAA